AUGUCGAGCGGGCUCGAGAAGUCGCUCUUCCAGCUCAAGUUCACGACGAAGCAGCUGCAGAAGCAGUCGAGGAAGGCGAGCAAGGACGAGACGACCGAGAAGGCCAAGCUGAAGAAGGCGCUGCAACAAGGCAACACGGAGGGUGCACGGAUCUACGCUUCGAAUGCGAUCCGGAAGAAGAACGAAAGCUUGAACCUGUUGCGGUUGUCGAGUCGGAUUGAUGCGGUCGCGAGUCGGGUCGAGACGGCGGUGACGAUGCGGCAGCUGACGGGAAGCAUGGCUGCGGUCGUGAAGAACAUGGACCGCGCGAUGCAGGACAUGAACUUGGAACGGAUCUCGGCGGUAAUGGAUAAGUUCGAGUCGCAGUUCGAAGACAUGGACGUCCAAACCGGCUACCUCGAAGGCACCCUGUCCUCCGACACAGCCAUCGCCGCACCCUCCGACCAGAUCGACCUCCUCAUGUCCCAAGUCGCCGACGAAGCGGGUCUCGAAGUUGCGCACGAGUUGCAGGGCAAGAGUACGGACAAGGUGCCUGUGCUGGAGGAGCAGAAGCAGGCGGUGACGGAGGAGCAGGAGGAUGCGCUGGCGCAGAGGCUGAGGGCGUUGCGACCUGCCAUGUCUUGA
Rhodotorula toruloides NP11 is the source of this 624-nucleotide messenger RNA. RefSeq names its product vacuolar protein sorting protein VPS46. Gene Ontology annotation, biological process: endosome transport via multivesicular body sorting pathway; late endosome to vacuole transport; protein transport. The record is from RefSeq and is a predicted model, not a curated record. The transcript is spliced from 6 exons. Gene Ontology annotation, cellular component: ESCRT III complex; multivesicular body. The coding region runs from base 1 to 624 and encodes 207 amino acids. NCBI's taxonomy places the organism in Eukaryota, Fungi, Basidiomycota, Microbotryomycetes, Sporidiobolales, Sporidiobolaceae.